Molecule: messenger RNA, 1888 nt
Organism: Anguilla anguilla (European eel)
Lineage: Eukaryota; Metazoa; Chordata; Actinopteri; Anguilliformes; Anguillidae
Gene: tslig2
Product: chromosome 15 C2orf49 homolog
Exons: 4
Coding region: 68-820 (250 amino acids)
Biological process (GO): embryonic morphogenesis
Cellular component (GO): tRNA-splicing ligase complex
Source: RefSeq, a predicted model, not a curated record
CCGACAGCUGCGCCUCUCUCACCUUCAUGUGUGAUCGCAAAGCAUCUUGGGACAUAUAUGGCUAAAAAUGGCCGACUACAGCACUGGACGACAAGGGAAGGAUAGAUCUACGCGAAAUGAUGCCUCUAACACGGAUCUCCUAUUACACCCUGAGCUUCUGUCCCGGGACUUCAUUCAAUUGGUGUUACACGAGAGGAAGAUCGGGGCGGGAGAGCGCAGCGAGGCGAGCCAAGACCGGCUGACGGACCUGUACCUGCAGCACGUCAUCCCCCUACCGCAGCGGGACCUCCCCGACAGCCGCUGGGGCCGGAGGGUGGGGCGGAACAGGCCACGCCCCUCGCCGGGCCACGCCCACAGAGGCACACACAGUCCUGGCGGCGAGAACACGCGGAAGAGGCCGCUGAUCGUGUUCGACGGCAGCUCCACCAGGACCGGGGCCGUCAAGCUGAAGAAGCCGGAGUCGGGCUCCGGUACGGACCGCCUGAAGCCCCCGCCCUCGGGGAGCCUGGCCAACCCCAUCCGCAAGCUGUGCGGCCCCCCCUCCAGCCCGGCCGGGACCCCCGUCAGCCCCCCGGGGAGCACGAGCAGGAGCCCCGCGGGGAACGGGCGGACGGGGUCGCCCGCGUCGCCGCCGCCUGCGGUCGCCACGGCAACGGUCGCCGCGACAGCGGUCGCCACGGCAACGGUUGCCGCGACAGCGGUCGCCACGGCAGCGGUCCGAGUGAAGCGGCAAGCAGCUCAAGAGCGGGAGUGCGACAGCUCGGGAGAGCUCAAGUCCCCGGAGGCGAAGAAGAAGAUUCAGCAUGUGACGUGGCCAUGAUCCUGUUACCCCCCCCCCCCCCCCUCGCUGCCCCUGGGGGGGGGACUCUGCGCACCUGUCACUCCAGUGCUGAAUCCAGGGGUCUCAUUCGUCAGAGCCGCACAGCCCCCUGGGAAACCCCAGCUCAAGCCUUCCUCCAGAACCUCCCCACCACCGUCACCCUGGAAACAGCCCCGUGGAACCUCCAAGUGCACUUACACCGCGGAGAACAGACGGACUUCUCCAGAAUCUUCCCGAUGUGACGCAGUUGGCCAUCCUCAGAGAUCGUGCUUCCCUGUGUGUAAUUCAAGUUGAAGAAUUGAAGUUGAAGGUCAUUAUAUUUCUACUUUCUGUCCCCCUGCCCACCCCCCCCCCCCCAAAAGAGACAUUGGAAUGACUUUCUGUUGAAAGUUUUGACUCCAACUUUAUUGCAGGUGUUCAGCGGUAGUGGACCACUCAAAUAUGUUGCCGUCGGUCUUUUUGGCGGAUUUCUCUGAAGGUUUGGGAGUGGGAGUGGCUUGUGGAUUUUGUGACAGAGCUCAAACGACUGUUACGGAGUCGGUUUCUGCAGGGACAUCUAAAGACCGGAGCGGACCGGAUCACAUCAGAAGCGUUAGCUAAGCGUCGCUCAGAUAGCAGCUUAACAAAAGCAACGGCCACCGAUAGCAGAGCGACGCUCGGAAUGCUGGGGCCCUGGUUGCCGCCGUCGCGUUCGGCUAAAGACGCGUUAAAAAGGGGUUUGGCGUGAAGGGACCUUCCGUGGAUGGAAGUGAGGUCGUUCCCCGUAUGUCUCUGUAUCAUAAUGACCUGUGGCUGUUUGUAAAGAUUUAGUGUCCUUUUCUACAGUGUGUGCUGUCUUCCAGUGCAGUCUCCACAAUCCAGACAGGUGCGUAAAGAAGGAAAGGCCAGGCUUUGUGGAUGCGAGCUCUGGGUGUUUUACAGUCGAGUACUGAUCGUCGAUGAUGUGUGAUUGGUCGUUUUGUCGCGUGAUGGAAGAUUUGAAGUAGCAUCACGUAUUUUUACAGUUAAACUGAAAGCGUCACCGUGUGUGAAAUGUGUGUACAUAAAAUAAAUAGGAUUUGGAAGUUA